Molecule: messenger RNA, 1100 nt
Organism: Otolemur garnettii (small-eared galago)
Lineage: Eukaryota; Metazoa; Chordata; Mammalia; Primates; Galagidae
Product: translation initiation factor IF-2-like
Exons: 1
Coding region: 297-875 (192 amino acids)
Source: RefSeq, a predicted model, not a curated record
UCCAGAUGAAGAUUCUGACAACAGUGCAAUUUAUGUGCAAGGAUUAAAUGACAGUGUGACCCUAGAUGAUCUGGCAGACUUCUUUAAGCAGUGUGGGGUUGGUAAGAUGAACAAGAGAACUGGACAACCCAUGAUCCACAUCUACCUGGACAAGGAAACAGGAAAGCCCAAAGGUGAUGCCACAGAGUCCUAUGAAGAUCCACCAACUAACUGCAAAGGCUGCCAUGAAAUGAUUUGAUGGUAAAGAUUUUCAGGGAAGCAAACUUAAAGUCUCUCUUGCUCAGAAGAAGCCUCCAAUGAACAGCAUGCGGGGUGGUAUGCCACCUCGUGAGGGCACAGGGGUGACACCACCACUCUGUGGAGGUCCUGGAGGCCCAGGAGGUCCUGGGGGACCCAUGAGUCAUAUAGGAGGCCAUGGAGGAGAUAGAGGAGGUUUUCCUCUGAGGGGCCCCCGGGGCUCUGAGGGAAUGCCUCAGGAGGAGGAAACGUCCAGUACUGAGCUAGAGACUGGCAGUGUCCCAAUCUGGGUUGUGGAAACCAGAACUUCGCCUGGAGAACAGAAUGCAACUAGUGUAAGGCCCCAAAGCCUGAAGGCUUCCUCCCACCACCCUUCCCGCCCCCGGGUGGUGAUCAUGGCAGAGGUGGCCCUGGUGGCAUGCAGGGAGGAAGAGGUGGUCUCAUGGACCGUGGUGGCCCUGAUGGAAUGUUCAGAGGUGGUCGUGGUGGAGACAGAGGUGGCUUCUGUGGUGGCCGGGGUAUGGACCGAGGUGGUUUUGGUGGAGGAAGAUGAGGUGUCCCUGGGGAUCCCCUGGACCUUUGAUGGAACAGAUGGGAGGAAGAAGAGGCAGACAUGGAGGACCUGGAAAGAUGGAUGAGGGCAAGCACCGUCAGGAGCACGGAGACUGGCCCUACUAGAUGCAGAGAUCCCACAGAGCUGCAUUGACUACCAGAUUUAUUCUUAAAACCAGAAAAUGUUUUAAAUUUAUAAUUCCAUAUUUAUAAUGUUGGCCACAACAUUAUGACUAUUUCUUCUCUAUACUUUAGUACUUUUCACCAUUUGUGAAGAAACAUCAAAACAAGUUAAAUGGUAAAAAAAAAAA